Saxophila tyrrhenica is the source of this 2451-nucleotide messenger RNA. RefSeq lists its product as uncharacterized. Gene Ontology annotation, cellular component: Z disc; nucleus. NCBI's taxonomy places the organism in Eukaryota, Fungi, Ascomycota, Dothideomycetes, Mycosphaerellales, Extremaceae. Gene Ontology annotation, molecular function: transcription coregulator activity. The transcript has 3 exons. The record is from RefSeq and is a predicted model, not a curated record. The coding region runs from base 1 to 2451 and encodes 816 amino acids.
AUGUCGAAAGACCAGCAAGCUUCAUAUCUCGAAACGUUGAGAAACCCUCGAUUAUCCCGCCCGACUGGCUCACGGCCGCCACCGCCUUCGAGAUUUGCUGGGCUCAAGCGGUCCGAGACAGCGUUGGAUGUAACAGCUCCCGCGCAGAGCGAACGGCCGCAUCUGCCAACCAGCAACAGCAUGCCAGUCAUGCCAGCUCAGAACAUGUCACAUCAGCGGACUGGAUCCAAUACGUCCGCGAAGUCGCCUUUCGCAGGUCGUCCUCUAGCACGACCUCCAUCAGCUGUGCCUUCCAAUGGUGGAUCAUCAAUAUCCUCUGGGGAGCAAACACCCCAACAGCGAAGACCAACCGUGCCUUACAUGGAGAACGGUACGCGGUGGAUGGAGAAGCAGGAGACAUACUCUUUGCGGAUGGCGCUGGAGGAUAUGGAUCUGGAGGAAGAGAAGAAGUUACAUUUGGCGGCCCAGGACGAGGCGGCAGAACUGGUAUGGAAGCACAAGCAUCCAGCCGCUGGCGAAGCUGCUGCGAAUGCUCCAUUUGCGAAUCCCGACUUGCCUCGGGACUAUCGUCAGCAUUUACGGAAGGGAAGUUAUCAGCGCAGCCACAGUCAAGAAGCGGUGCCGAUGGCGAGCCAAAGGAGUGCUUCUGCCGGUAGCCAGAGCAGUCAGAGCAGUCAGAGCAGCCAAAGCGAAUCCAUCAACAAGCGCAAGAGUGUGGACAUACUCCGGAAAGCUAGCCCUCCCUCAGGAGACAUGUCCACGAACAAGACCCGCAGGGUUCCAUCCGGGAAAAGCUACGGUGGCCUGGCAGAGCUCGUGGCGAAGGACAUUGCUCAGGCGCAGCGAAGGACGAGCAGCGGGAGCAAGAAGCGUAUACUGAGCGCGGAGAAAAAGUUGUUUAUGCAUCCGUAUGACAAAAUAUGGGAGGAUCCACAAGAAGAGCGCUCUCCUCAAGCUCCUCCGAACCCAUCGAACGAUCCACCACAGGUUGCUCCAGUUGCAGUUCAAAACCCAUCGCAUGUCCGUAAAAACCCUUUUGCUAGGGUGAGGAUGCAGGCAGAGAGGCUUGAGAGAGCAAACACGGAGCCGAUACUGACGACAAAUCCGCGGCCGAACAGUGUUGAGAUCCAGAAGAAUCCGCCAAGCCAGUCCAGAAGACCAUGGUACAUGUCGAAUGAGCCGUUGCCGCCGACGCCACCAAGUGCUGAGAAACGAGACAGCGACGAGGUCGCUCCCAAGACGACGCCGACGAAAGAAGGCAAGGAAGUCCGUGGAGAUGAUAUUCGAGCUGCGACCAGCAAGCAAAGGAGUGACUACAGCCCAAAGCUGCCUCGACCAACUAUGGUCAGUGAUAAACCAGGUCGGCCGAUCGUGAGCUUCAGGCAGGAUUGGAAGCCGAAAGAGGUAGUGCUUGAGGAGGCAAAAGCCUCACCUGCAAGGACGGUACAGAAGCCGGACUUCACUCUGAAUCGCUCCCAGACAGAACCCCAACCGAAUAGCAUUCCACGGGUGCAGGUAGACCCAUCGCCACCACCGCCCAUACCAACGAUCGUGGUUCCAGACGAGCCGACGGUACCGAGCAUUGUCUUGCCGGAGGAGCCAGACUUCGCAGAUCCAUCGGAUAUUCAGUCUGCACCGGUAACACCAAUGAUAUCUGUCGACCCACCAUCGAUCUGCAUCGCGCCCUCCAUCAACGUCUCAGGCCCCGAAGAACCAAAGUCGCAGCCUCCCAAGCAUUCAAGACCACAGCCUCCUGCACGACCUCUGCCUCACCAUGCUGCAACGUCGCCUUUGCCAAAGUCGUCACCUCACUACACGCCAUCAGUCCGCCAGUCUGGUACUCAGUGCGCACACUGCGCGCUGCCAAUUGCGGGUCGUAUCCUCAGCGCAGCUGGAGAGCGCUUCCACCCGGCUUGCUUCGUCUGCCAUCAGUGCAAUACAAAUCUCGAGCUAGUCGCCUUCUACCCAGAACCAGAGAACAAGCGUUCGGAAAGGCUCGACCGUAUCACAGCACGCCAGUCCGGACUUGAGGUCGUUCUCGCAGAAGGGUCGACAGCAGAAGACGCCUACAACCUAGAAGUCGAAGAUGGAGACCCAAGUCUUCGCUUCUACUGCCACCUAGACUUCCACGAGCUCUUCAGCCCACGCUGCAAGAGCUGCAAGACCCCCAUCGAGGGCGAAGUCAUCGUAGCUUGCGGCGCGGAGUGGCACGCUGGCCACUUUUUCUGCGCGCAAUGUGGUGAUCCUUUCGACAGCACCACUCCAUUCGUGGAAAAGGACGGGAAGCCGGUUACGGAUACGGUUGUGAAAGCUUUGGGAUUCGACUGGCAUGGCCAGUGCUUCGUUUGCAUGGAAUGCAAUGGCGAAUUUGUGGAUGGUCGUUACUUUCUCCGCGGCGCCUCUCAAGAUCCUGUAUGCGUGAGAUGUGAGGAGCGGCGGCUCAAAGCGUAG